This is a messenger RNA of Hordeum vulgare subsp. vulgare (domesticated barley), 1420 nucleotides long. Its product is annotated as stearoyl-[acyl-carrier-protein] 9-desaturase 5, chloroplastic-like. Gene Ontology annotation, molecular function: stearoyl-[ACP] desaturase activity. The record is from RefSeq and is a predicted model, not a curated record. Gene Ontology annotation, cellular component: chloroplast stroma. Gene Ontology annotation, biological process: fatty acid biosynthetic process. NCBI's taxonomy places the organism in Eukaryota, Viridiplantae, Streptophyta, Magnoliopsida, Poales, Poaceae. The transcript has 3 exons. The coding region runs from base 132 to 1289 and encodes 385 amino acids.
UCCGACUAGUACUCCACACCAACUGCUCACUCACCCUCCCACCUCAGCUCGUACAUAAGUGUGGGCAGAAUCAAAGUAUUGCCGAACUCUAAACUCAGCGCUGAAAGUGGUGUUGGUGGAUUGAUAAGUUGAUGUAUCUAAUGGCAUGCAUGCCUUCCUGCGGCACCUUCCAUGCACCUUUAGUGUCUUCUUGCCUGAGGAGGAAAUUCACAGUGGUGGCCACGGCUUCCAAGGCCAAGGUUGGAACUCCCGGAAAGGCCUUCACUCAAGUUCAAUUCGCGCAACCAUUCCCACCUGAAAAGAAGGAAGUUUUCGAUUCAUUGGAGCGCUGGGCAGAGGACAACAUCCUGGUCCUGUUGAAGCCAGUAGAGAAAUCCUGGCAGCCGCAGGACUACCUGCCAGACCCUUCCUCGGAUGGAUUCUAUGAUGAAGUCAAGGAGUUGAGGGAACGGGCCAAGGAGAUCCCAGAUGACUACUUGGUCUGUCUGGUUGGUGACAUGGUCACUGAGGAAGCACUCCCUACUUACCAGACCAUGCUCAAUAUCCUCGAUGGUGGUGUCGGUGAUGAUACGGGCACCAGCCCAGCCAGCUGGGCUGUCUGGACGAGGGCAUGGACGGCCGAGGAGAACAGGCACGGUGAUCUCAUGAACAAGUACAUGUACCUCACUGGGAGGGUUGAUAUGAGGCAGAUUGAGAAGACCAUACAGUAUCUCCUUGGUGCUGGCAUGGAUCCAAAAACCGAGGGCAACCCAUAUCAGGGCUACAUCUACACAUCUUUCCAAGAGAGGGCAACCUUCAUAUCUCACGGCAACACUGCAAGGCACGCCAGGAAGUACGGGGACCUGAAGCUGGCUCAGGUAUGUGGCACCAUCGCUGCCGACGAGAAGCGCCAUGAGACGGCCUACACCAAGAUUGUGGAGAAGCUCUUCGAGGUUGACCCCGACUACACGGUGCUGGCCUUCGCCGCGAUGAUGAGGAAGAAGGUCACGAUGCCCGCCCACUUGAUGUACGACGGGCAGGACGACAACCUGUUUGAGCACUUCAGCGCGGUGGCUCAGCGGCUGGGCGUCUACACCGCCAUGGAUUACGCCGACAUCCUCGAGUUCCUGGUCCAGAGGUGGAACGUCGCCAACCUCACCGGGCUGUCUGGGGAAGGGAGGCGGGCUCAGGAUUUCCUCUGCUCACUGGGACCAAGGUUCAGGAAACUGGAGGAGAGGGCUCAGGGCAGGGCGAAGCAGUUGCCGGUUGUUCCUUUCAGCUGGAUCCAUGGUCGCCAAGUGCAACUUUGAGUGACAUUGCAAAACAAUUAUAAGACGGUUUGUUCUUAUUUUCAAAAUAUGAAGUAAUUGUUGACUUGUGUAUAAACAUAUCUACACUGCGUGUGCCAAAGAAGCUUAAAAUAACAUAAUUAUAUCAUGAA